AUGGAAGGUAAGAGGCACACCCUCUGCAUGCGAUACCAGAAUGGCCAGUGCAAGGACACCCACUUCAACGACCAGCGGGACGUCGUUGAGGAGGUCAGUGUGGUCCCGCUUUGUGAACACUUCUCCAGACCCUGUUUGCAAGCGUCUCACGCUGACUCCGCUGUCUCUUAUGAUGACGCCUACUUUAAUCUUGGCGCCUUCUCCUUUGACAACGGGGCCCGCUCAGGCAUUUUUCAACGCACAGAGCAAUUCUCCGAUGUCCUGCGCUUUUUGAACGCUUUCAUGCAGCUGCAGUUUCCCUCAGCAACAUGGACAUCGCUUUGUGUUAGCCACAAUGUUCUUACACUUCUUCACACAGAUGCUGGCAAUGUUUGGAUGAGCCCUCCGUGGUCAUCAGCGGCCACCCUGGUUGAGGUUGACCUACUUUCUGCUGAAGCUUUGGACAUGCUUUGUGAUUCGACAUACGAUUCGCUUCUCAGGACGCCAGAGUACCUCAACGGGGUCCCGGGCAACAGCACGGCGCAACAGGUACGUGUGAUCACCCUCACGGCCACCCUUCAGUGGCAGGACGGCGGAGGCAUUUAUUCACUUCCUGACUGGUCAGAUGGUCCACGCUAUCACGAAGACAAGCUUCAGUUACAUCAGCACGUGGCCGAGCAGAAAGAGGCCCCGCUUUUCACUGAGUCCGAAACAGCAUGGCUCCGCUCCUCCUUCCAGACACAUCUCUCUUUCCAGCUUUGCAGCAGGGAGUUCCUACUGGCUUUGAUGGAGAUAUACCCCGCAGCCACACCCUCAGGCGCAGAAUCAGAUCCCGGCCUUCUUCAGGAGCUCAUACAAGAGGAAAUCGAUGCCGGUUUCCUCGAAGAGAUGCCCAGCUUGGAAGAUAUCCAGGCCGCUUUCCCGGCAAGAGAAGAUUCGUCACCGGUGACAGAGGCCUCUUGGGUCUACGACAACAAGACA
Messenger RNA from Symbiodinium sp. CCMP2456, 960 nucleotides. The record is from the annotation of a GenBank genome assembly. NCBI's taxonomy places the organism in Eukaryota, Dinophyceae, Suessiales, Symbiodiniaceae.